CACAUAUCUUUUUUUUUAUUAUUACUUUUGGGGUGAUGGAGAAGUAUAGCAGCCCUAUGGAGGCAUGGUGAAGAGACCUUGACAAAACGAAUCAAGGUGUCAAAACGGUCAAAUAUUCCUCACAUACGAGAUCGUGAUGAACAAGAGCAAGCUGUCAAUGCGCACCCUGUGAAAGCCAACUAUCAAUCAACAGACGAUGAUGACUUUUGGGAUGAACCUACUGUUUUGGAGGCUGUGGAACAAGCUGAGAAAUCCUCAACAAAUUCAGAAGUCAACCAUCAGUCAACAGAUGAUGAUGUUUGGGUUGAACCUGCUGUUUUGCGGGUUGUACAAGAAGCUGAAAAUUCCUCUGCAAAACCGAAAAUCAACCAUCAGUCAACAGACGAUGAUGAUUUUUGGGUUGAACGUGCUGUUUUGCGGGCUGUGCAAGAAGCUGAGAAUUCCUCUGCAAAACCAGUGCGGGUGAAAAGGCCUGAGUGUUUGACAACAUUUUCUAAGGCGAACGAUGCUAUUCAGUAUGCAAAGUCAUUGGACAGUGAAUUAUGUCCAGUUGUUUUGGCGUGCGAGUUGCAGAAGCCUUGAUAUAGAUUCAAAUACUAUGUUUCACCUUUGGAGCAGUUUUUGCUAAGCUAUGCACGCAUGGAGAUGGAGAACAGGCAGUAUUAUGAGUUAAUUCCACCCAUUGAUAAUUUUUUGGAGCUGAAAAAACAAAAAAUCACUGAGUUCAGUUGCCAAAGUAAGGGAUCCGAAGAAAGUUGUUGCCCUCCGAGUUCGGAGAGUUGUGCAGCGCUUGCCAGCACUUUGCCUGAACAGGUGGCAUACGCAAAGUCACAUUGUACCCUAGAGAAUGGAACGUCGUGUUCCAUCUACUAGGAAUGCGAUUUUGCAGCUUUGUUGGAAGACAACAUUUGAGGAAUACUUGUGAGUUUCAGUUUUUGGGGAAGGCUAUAAGAUUUUUUUUUUUUUUCCAUGUGUUUCUUAAAUUUUUCGAUAUGAGUCUCGUUUCAAAUAUAUUUUUGAGAAGAAGGGUCAAGUUGUCAUCGCACUGGAAGAGUAGCGACUAUGAUGUAAGAUGAAGAAUGUGUCGUUUCCACGUGUACAAUUUUGAAUUUUAUUACGGUUCUGAUUUUCAUGUGUAUAAUUCUGAUUGUUGGGUUUCUUUCGUCUCAGUCAUGUGUGUGGUAAAUUGCGGAUCAAGAAGGUGUCAUCUCAAGUGUCAUGACACCGAAUGUAAAGGUAUGAAAAAUAUAUUAGUAACAAUUUUUUUCAUUCUCUCUCGAAAAAAUCUAAGUUUCCUUACUGUUCAGGGUGUAGGGUUUAAGCAGAGAGAGCUCCAAGGGGCCUCCAAAAAAAAAUUGCAUACACAUAACGUCUGGACCUGUGUUACAACAGAUGAGGUUCCCAACCAAUCAAGUAAAGCAAUCAUUUCGCU
Messenger RNA from Chara braunii, 1432 nucleotides. NCBI's taxonomy places the organism in Eukaryota, Viridiplantae, Streptophyta, Charophyceae, Charales, Characeae. The record is from the annotation of a GenBank genome assembly.